Molecule: messenger RNA, 1677 nt
Organism: Lodderomyces parapsilosis
Lineage: Eukaryota; Fungi; Ascomycota; Pichiomycetes; Serinales; Debaryomycetaceae
Gene: HSX11
Product: Hsx11p
Exons: 1
Coding region: 1-1677 (558 amino acids)
Biological process (GO): glucosylceramide biosynthetic process
Cellular component (GO): membrane
Molecular function (GO): ceramide glucosyltransferase activity
Source: RefSeq, a predicted model, not a curated record
AUGAUAAGAUAUGGUGCGGCGAUAUUCUUUUUCAUUUGGUAUAUCAUCAUAUCCACCGUGGCAAACAUUGGAUUCAUCGAAAUUCUACUAAAGUUUAGACACCGAACUUUACUAUCAUCGUCGUCCACCAGUGCUAUUACCAAAUCGAAAAGGCAACGUAAAUACAAGAAAGAAAUUGGGGAAGAAGUUGAAAACAAUGAUGCCAACUUGACAUACGAAGGAGUCACCAUAAUUCGGCCAAUAAAAGGAAUUGAUCCUGAGCUUAGUUCAUGUCUUGAAUCUUCAUUUGUCCAAAAUUACCCACUGGAUAAAAUGCAAAUAUUGUUUUGCAUUGAUGAUCCACAUGAUCCUAGUAUUCCAAUGAUCAAGAAAUUGAUCAACAAAUACCCCACCAUUGAUGCUGAGAUACUUGUGAGUGACAAUUUUGAUCCCGAGACAAACAGUAGCAGUGAACAUUACGGUCCUAAUCCAAAAGUCAACAACCUAGCCAAGGGGUUCUUGAAGGCAAAGUAUGAUAUACUAUGGGUAAUGGAUAGUAAUGUAUGGGCUAGUUCAAAUAUCUUACGAAAUUCGGUGUUUACAAUGAAUAUGAAUUUGAAUAAUGGAAGAAAAUUAGGAAGCAAACGUCCUGUUAAAUUGGUACACCAUGUACCGUUGGCAAUGUGUAUUGACUCAGAUGGUGAUGCUAGUAUUCCCGAUUUAGAGGGAAGGGUGACUCCAACCAAUUCGGAAGAUGAUUCUGAUUAUGCUUCAAUCACUUCACAAAGCUCAAACUUGACCAAUAGAAAAGCUUUGGCCAACUCACAACUAAACAUAGAUCAACAAUUAAACCAUUGUUACCAAAACCAUGAAUCCAGGAAGCUACUUGGAGCAAAAUUGGAUGAAAUGUUUCUCCACUCCUCGCAUUCUAAAUUCUAUGUUGCUUUAAACAACUUGUCAAUUGCCCCCUGCGUCAAUGGUAAAUCCAAUAUGUAUCGCAAGUCCGACUUGGACCAAGCAGUCAAGCUCAUCCCUUAUAAAAACUCUCCCUUUUUCAGUGACACCAAAGUGAAAUCUGAUGCGCAAUACUAUACUUCUUUAGGUUUAGGGCAUGCCAUCAAAUUCUUUGCUCGGUACAUUGGGGAAGACAACAUGAUUGGAAUUGCCUUGUGGGAAAACUGCAAUGGGCGUACUGGGCUAACGGGUGACGUUGUUGUUCAGCCAUUGAGUCGACAUGACAAUACCGUACAAGAUUAUAUCCAGCGUCGUGUGAGAUGGUUGCGAGUGAGAAAGUAUAUGGUGUCAUUGGCUACGUUUAUUGAACCGACAACCGAAUCAAUCGUGUGUGGAAUUUAUGGAACAUUUGCUGUAUCGACAUUGUUUUUCCAUCAAUGGUUUUCAAUCAAGUGGUUUUUAAUUCACAUGACAGCUUGGUGCUUGUCUGAUUUCGUUCAAUACAAUGUGCUUAUAAAUCAUGCGAAAUCAACUGCAUCAGCCAAUAUGACGUAUUUACCACGAUGGAUGGACAAUAUACAUGUUGUGCAUUCAUUAAGAGACGCUGGUGAGUGGUUACAAGUUUGGCUCUUACGGGAACUUUUGGCAUUGCCAAUUUGGUUUUCCGCCAUGUUUGGCCAUGAAAUAGAUUGGAGAGGGAAGCCUUUUAAGAUUAAGAAAGAUUUGACUGCAGAAGAGUUGUAA